Stegastes partitus (bicolor damselfish) is the source of this 1062-nucleotide messenger RNA. RefSeq names its product bMERB domain containing 1 (gene bmerb1). Gene Ontology annotation, biological process: negative regulation of microtubule depolymerization. Bases 1 to 603 code for a protein of 200 amino acids. Lineage: Eukaryota; Metazoa; Chordata; Actinopteri; Pomacentridae. The record is from RefSeq and is a predicted model, not a curated record. Gene Ontology annotation, cellular component: microtubule cytoskeleton. The transcript is spliced from 7 exons.
AUGGAGCUGAAGAAAUCUAUUUCGGACACCGAACGCGCGCUCAGGAGCUACGGAGCCGUGUCGGAAACGGCGUGGACGACGGACAAAGCCGGCCACUCAGAUGUGUCCAUGGCAGAGAGCACCAUGUCUCCAGAGGAGAUCGAAGUGGAGAUGGCUCGCAUCCAGCGCCUGCGGGAGGUCCUGGUGCGCCGAGAGUCAGAGCUGCGUUUUAUGAUGGAUGACAUUCAGCUCUGCAAAGACAUCAUGAGCUUGAAACAGGAGCUCAGACAGAUUGUGGCAGUACCAGAGAAAGAAAAAAACAAGAAGCACAGGCAGCGGGAAGAGGAGUUGAUCCUGAAGAUCCAUAAACUGGUGCAGAAGAGGGAUUUCCUGGUCGAUGAUGCUGAGGUGGAGAGAUUAAGGGAGCAAGAGGAGGACAAGGAGAUGGCCGAGUUCCUCAGGCUGAAGCUGAUGCCUCUGGAGCAGAAGCUCAAAGUCACACAACAUCCUCCAAAGCCCAAGAGACAAAUCCCGGAGCCGCCUUCCAACAAACCCUUCAUCACUAAGUCAGGGGCAGCCAUCAUCAAGGACUGCUGCGGAGCCACCCAGUGUGCUGUAAUGUAACCGGCACAGACUUCCACAUGUCGGAUACACAUCACACGACACGACAUGCAUCCCUUCCUGUUACGCAGAGAACCGCAGUUAGCAGCGUUUGAUCUUGAAACUGCUCAGGGAUCAGAUUUGUAGUUUGGCUGCAGGCGUUUGGGAGCUGAUCAGUAUUCAAGGUGAAACUCUGCAGGAAAGAUAUUCAUCAAGAGUGUUUAUAUACAUGAAGUAAAGAGAAAAAGGAGAGAGAUAAAGGUACGUCUGGUGUGUUUAGAAGCAGGUCGCAUCAUUCCCUCAUUCCACGAUGAUGCAUCCGAUACAAGCAGAAAUACAAGCACAAUGAACUAAAAGCUGAGGUUCUCUGCCAGACAGGACAAAAUAAGAAAAUUAGCUGUUUUCAUCCCAUCAUGUUGGACAACAGGUUUAAAUUGAUUCAUUUCAGCUCAUAAACAUCAACAUGGUUAACCUCGUACACUU